Molecule: messenger RNA, 315 nt
Organism: Pseudoliparis swirei
Lineage: Eukaryota; Metazoa; Chordata; Actinopteri; Perciformes; Liparidae
Product: dromaiocalcin-1-like
Exons: 1
Coding region: 1-315 (104 amino acids)
Source: RefSeq, a predicted model, not a curated record
AUGUCCUGGGAGGAGGCUCUGGAGUACUGCAGAGAGCACCACAAAGACUUCAGCAGCGUGGACUCUGAGACCGAGAACCUUCUGGCCCUGAGCGAGAUCCAGACCCAGGGCGUUGACCUGGUGUGGAUCGGCCUGCGCUACCUGAUGGACCGCUGGCUGUGGGUGAACGGGCACCCUCUGGAGUAUGAGGCCUGGACCAUCGGAGGAGGUCAGGACCAGGAGUGUCCAAUAUGGAAACGCUGUGGAGCUUUAACCAACGAGGGGCUGUGGGAGAGCUGGGACUGCCAGGAGAAACUCAACUUCAUCUGCUAUUAA